GGAAAGCAGCUCGCUCGGCAUUUAUGUCAGACUCCGAGGACCUGCUCAGCCCGGCGAGGGCGGCGGCGCCGAAGCGCUCGACAUCCAUCAGCGCCGGCACCUCACGCGCCGGUGGCCUCAAUAUCGACAAGCUGCUGCGCGACAACAAAAAGCGCAAAGAAAACAUCGCCAAGGGCGAGGAGGCGGCCGCCGAGAUCGAGCGCAGGAAUGGCGAGCGGGAGCGUGAAAAGGAGGAGCAGGCGGCCGCCGCCGCCGCUGCCGCCGCGGCGCCGCGCACACCAUCCGGCGGCGGCGGCGGCGGCAAAAGCGACGAGCGUGCAGCUCGGCUGUUCACCAAGCCUCCGCGCGUCCCGGCCCCGCCGCGCUUUGAGGCGGGCGGCUCAGCGGCAUGGGAGGACGGCGUGGCGGCAGGGGAAGUGGCGGCAGGGGAAGAGAUGCUGCGCCGGCUCGAGGGCCGCGCGCCGUCUGACCCGGAGGCGGAGGAGCUGCUCCUGGGAGGGUGGAUCGGCUCGCGCUUCGGCCGCCGCGCGGAGCCGACGGGCGCGGCGGACGGCGGAGGAGGAGCGGCCGCGAGCGCGGAGCUGUUGCGGUGGCUCUUCUUCACGACUUGCUUCGACGCCGACGCCGACCGGUGCGCGGCCGCCUCGACCGCCCUCGGGUCCCUGCUGCAGUGCGCGGCACCGCGCUGGGUCCCCUCUCCCGACGACGUCGCCUCCGCGCUCGUUCUGUGGGGAGCCGACCCAGACGCGCUCGGCGGCGGCGGCCUCGAGGAGGGCGCAGAGGCGCUGCUCGGCGGUGCGGGCGGUGCGGGCGAGGCGAGCGAGGCGGACCUGCGCCUCAAUCUCCUCGCCCUCCUCGACGCGCUCCCCUUCGCCACUCCGCACUGGCGCACGCAGCUGCUCAGCAGCCAGGACUGGGCCCUGGCGCUGCUGUGGCGACUCCUCGUCGAGCCGCACGCCGCGCCCGCGCUGCCCGCCCUCAGGACGCCAUCAGCGCGCUGAUCGGGCCGUCGCCCG
Messenger RNA from Emiliania huxleyi CCMP1516, 1016 nucleotides. RefSeq lists its product as hypothetical. The transcript has 5 exons. The record is from RefSeq and is a predicted model, not a curated record. Lineage: Eukaryota; Haptophyta; Isochrysidales; Noelaerhabdaceae. The coding region runs from base 24 to 1001 and encodes 325 amino acids.